AUAUAUUUUGUGCUAUGUGCACGUCUUGUGGAGUAAUUAUUGUGCCCAUUACCUAUUCAAAAUUUCAAUUUUUCAAAGAAUUUAUUCAUUUUUUUGAUAUUCAAGAGAGUUGAACUAGUCAAUAUUAUUAUUUGUAAAUAUUUACUCAAGUAUUUACGAACAAAUAUGAAUAUAGAUGGUUUACUUUUAUGACGUAUUGGCAUAAUUAAUUGAAACAUUGACCAUGUCUGAUGCCGUAGUUGUAAAGGCUAAAACCGAACGGAAGGUGUUCAGACCGUCAGCCAAAGUGCUGAACAAAAUACCCGAUGAGAUUACCAAUGACCCUGAGCUGAUCGCCGCUAUACAAUCGUUACCACCUAACUACAACUUUGAAUUGCCAAAGACAAUAUGGCGACUGCGUCAAAUGCAAGCCAAACGUGUUGCGUUGCAAAUGCCCGAAGGCCUGACCAUGUUUGCUGUACAGUUGUGCGAUAUUAUCGAAAGGUUCACAGGUGCAGACACGGUAAUUAUGGGCGAUGUCACCUAUGGUGCAUGUUGUGUGGACGAUUUCACAGCCAAAGCGCUCGGUGUCGACCUUUUAGUGCACUAUGGCCACAGUUGUCUCAUUCCUGUUGAUCAAACCGAAGGGGUCAAAGUGCUAUAUGUUUUUGUUGACAUCAAGAUUGACGCUAUUCACCUAAUCGAAACUGUGAAAUUAAACUUCACCAAACAACAGAGACUAUUGUUUGUGAGCACUGUUCAGUUUGUCACCACAUUACAAGGGUUGAUUAAUAAAUUAAAAACAGAUGGUUAUUGUGUAAAAGUUCCUCAAGAAAAACCACUGUCACCGGGAGAAAUUUUGGGAUGUACCUCACCAAAGGUUUCAGACGCCGAUUGUUUGAUAUAUCUAGGUGAUGGUCGAUUCCAUUUAGAAUCCAUAAUGAUAGCUAAUCCCGAACUUGCAGCAUACAGGUAUGACCCAUAUGAAAGAAAAUUGACCAGAGAAUACUAUGAUCAUGAUGUCAUGAAAGAUACGCGGCUGAAAGCAAUCGAACGAGCUAAAGAUGCUAAAACUUUCGGACUGAUUUUAGGCACUCUGGGAAGACAAGGAAGUACAAAAGUUUUGGAUUAUUUUCAUGAUCAAAUGAGAUCACAUUUGAAAAACUCUGUGGUUAUUCUCUUAUCAGAAAUAUUUCCACAAAAGCUAUCUUUUUUUGGAGACACCGUUGACGCUUGGAUACAGAUUGCAUGCCCACGAUUGUCUAUCGAUUGGGGCACUGCAUUUGAAAAACCAUUUCUGUCGCCUUAUGAGGGUGCUGUAGUUAUGAAUCAAAUUGAGUUCAAUUGCAAAGAAAGUUAUCCAAUGGAUUAUUACAGUAAUAACAGUUUAGGUGCUUGGACACCAAAUUAUCGACCAGCCAAUGGUUGUUGUGGUAAAGGAUGUGCAAAUGGCUCAAAAAGUGAUGCACAAAAAAUAGGUUGUUCUAAGAAUCAGUGAUUGAUUUGAUUCUUUUCAUAUGCUUCACUGCAUUUGUUUACUGCCUGUUUAUAUAAAUAAUUAUAUGUUUUGGUAGAAUUUUGUUUUAAUAAAUUUCUGACAACAGUA
Molecule: messenger RNA, 1585 nt
Organism: Metopolophium dirhodum (rose-grain aphid)
Lineage: Eukaryota; Metazoa; Arthropoda; Insecta; Hemiptera; Aphididae
Gene: Dph1
Product: 2-(3-amino-3-carboxypropyl)histidine synthase subunit 1
Exons: 4
Coding region: 224-1477 (417 amino acids)
Biological process (GO): protein histidyl modification to diphthamide
Molecular function (GO): 2-(3-amino-3-carboxypropyl)histidine synthase activity
Source: RefSeq, a predicted model, not a curated record